Messenger RNA from Podospora anserina S mat+, 276 nucleotides. RefSeq lists its product as uncharacterized. The transcript has 2 exons. The annotation marks the transcript as partial. The record is from RefSeq and is a predicted model, not a curated record. Lineage: Eukaryota; Fungi; Ascomycota; Sordariomycetes; Sordariales; Podosporaceae.
AAGCGCGCGGUUAAGCUGAGCGAAGCCAUCAACUCCAUGUUUCGUUGGUACGAAAAGUCAGCAAUUUGCUACGCUUACCUCUCCGACGUACAUCAAGGACAUUCUUCCAUAUCGGCAAUUAUGGAGGAAGCCACAGGAGUACCUCACCACAUUCUCACGGGCAUUGCAAGCUUGCACACCUGUAGUGUGGCGCAGAGAAUGUCCUGGGCGUCAAGGCGAGUUACAACCAGGCCCGAGGACAUGGCCCUAUUGCUUGGUUGGGGUUUUUUGACGUGA